UUCCAGAACUGCACCAUGGACACUCUGGCGGAAGCAAAUGGCACCUUUGCCAUCCGUCUUUUAAAGAUACUAUGUCAACAAAACCCUUCGCACAAUGUGUUUUAUUCCCCACUGAGCAUCUCCUCAGCUCUUGCCAUGGUCUUCCUGGGGGCAAAAGGAGACACGGCUGCCCAGAUGGUCCAGGCUCUGUCUUUAAAUGUCAAGGAAGGUAUUCACCAAGGUUUCCAGUUACUUCUUACCAAAGUUAACCAACCUGGCACUCAGUACGUGCUCAGAACUGCCAAUGGGCUCUUUGCAGAAGAAACCUAUGAAAUCCUCUCAACCUUUAAGGAAUCGUGCCUUCGGUUCUACCAAGCUGAGUUGGAGAUGCUCUCCUUUGUCCAAGCUGCAGAGACCUCCAGGAAACAUAUAAAUGCUUGGGUCUCCAAAAAGACUGAAGGUAAAAUUCCAGAGUUGUUGCCUUGUAACUCCAUUGAUCCACAAACCCGGCUGGUUCUUGUUAAUGCUGUCUACUUCAAAGGAAAGUGGAACGAAGAGUUUGAUAAAACGUGCACAACGGAAAUGCCUUUUAAAAUAAACCAGAAGGAACAAAAGCCUGUGCAGAUGAUGUUUCAGGAAGCGACGUUUAACAUCACCUACAUAAAAGAAGUGCAGGCCCAGGUUCUAGAGCUGCCCUACGCUGGGAAAAACCUAAGCAUGCUCAUUCUGCUUCCCGAUGACAAUGUGGAUCUAAGCACGGUGGAAAGGAAUCUUACUUUUGAGAAAUUCGUAGCCUGGACUAAGCCAGAGUGUAUGAGCAGCACUGAAGUUGAAGUCCUCCUUCCAAGGUUUACACUGGAAGAGGAUUAUGACAUGGUAUCCAUGCUUCAAAGUUUGGGGGUAGUUGAUGCCUUCCAACAGGGCAGGGCUGACUUUUCGGCCAUGUCAGUCAAGGCAGACCUGGCCCUGUCCGUGUUUGUUCACAAGUCCUGUGUGGAGGUCAAUGAGCAGGGCACAGAGGCAGCUGCUGCCUCUUCAGCCAUGGUGAUUAUGGAGUGCUGUGUUGAGGAUGGACCCCGGUUCUGUGCAGACCACCCCUUCCUUUUCUUCAUCAGGCACAAUGCAACCAACAGCAUCCUGUUCUGUGGUAGGUUUUCAUCUCCAUGA
Messenger RNA from Chrysochloris asiatica (Cape golden mole), 1146 nucleotides. RefSeq names its product serpin peptidase inhibitor, clade B (ovalbumin), member 9 (gene SERPINB9). Bases 16 to 1146 code for a protein of 376 amino acids. The transcript is spliced from 6 exons. NCBI's taxonomy places the organism in Eukaryota, Metazoa, Chordata, Mammalia, Afrosoricida, Chrysochloridae. Gene Ontology annotation, biological process: negative regulation of endopeptidase activity. The record is from RefSeq and is a predicted model, not a curated record. Gene Ontology annotation, molecular function: serine-type endopeptidase inhibitor activity. Gene Ontology annotation, cellular component: cytoplasm.